Molecule: messenger RNA, 939 nt
Organism: Caenorhabditis remanei
Lineage: Eukaryota; Metazoa; Nematoda; Chromadorea; Rhabditida; Rhabditidae
Exons: 5
Coding region: 1-939 (312 amino acids)
Source: RefSeq, a predicted model, not a curated record
AUGCACCAAAUUCAGCAAGAAGAGCUAGUGUAUCUAGUGGAUCUCCAUCAUCAUCCAGAUAUGACAAUAUACUGGACAGACUACGUGGAAUCUACUUGUCGACAGAAUUAUACAUAUUUCUCUUCAUCUGAUUUCCUUCUCACCGCCUAUCACCUCACUGCUCUAUUCACUAUUCCGUUAUCCAUUUUCACUUUUUUGACAAUCAUCCGAGUGACUCCUAGGAAAAUGAAAAACCUAAAGAUUCCAAUGUUGAUUACUCAUGCAUGGAGCACUAAUCUAGAUCUCAUGCUAACUGUCUACUCAGCUCCUCUCACGUUUUUUCCAAGUGCUGCCGGCAUACCAAUGGGUUUUCUGGCAACUUUGGGUGUUUCACCGAAGUGGUUGGCUUACUUGGGUCAAGUUUCUGUAAUAAGCAUUCAAUGUGAUUUUUCACAGAGAAUGCCAUGUCCAACACUCGAUUUUUUUGAAAAAAAUGCAUAUAUUCUGUUGAGAGGAGGAGAACUUCUUCCAUUUGUGUCCAUAUCAGUUGGUCUACUUACAAUCAUGUUUCAAUCACUUUUCUUCUCAAUUCACACUGUUUAUCACUUGAAUUAUGUCAAGAAUGCAACAGUAUCCGAUGCUACCAAAGCUCUGCAAAAGAGAUUUUUGAGUUAUGUUGUCCUGCAGGUAACAAUUCCUCUGACGGUGCUGUGCAGUCCCAUUAUAUAUUCCCUAGUUGCUGACAGAUAUGAUUAUUAUAACCAAACUCUUAACAACAUGUCAAUGCUGUUUAUGGCAAGCCAUUGUCUGUUGAGUACUGCUUGCACUCUAUUCGUCAUCAAACCGUAUCGAGAAUUUGUGAGGAAUAUAAUUAGAGGAAACAGGAAUUACAAUGCAAACGACUUAUGGGCAACACAAAUUCAACCGGCUUCACAGAUAAUAGGCAGUGUUUCUGGUUAA